AUGUCAAUUGACGAAUUUCCUUUUCUAGAACAUCAAGGAAAUGAACGAUUCUUAAUAUUUUUCAACGUAUGGAGGUAUUUUUUUACAUUCGAACCACCUACAGAGUACAGAUCUGUUUUCUGUAGUAUCUAUUGUUGCCGUCAUCCGUCUUAUUCUAUGGCUGACGAUCAAUCCUCAUCAAAAGAAGUUAAUGGAGGUGGUGAAGGAAAUGAAUUAUCCUAUGAUGAUGAAACAGUAACAACAGCCGUUGCUGAAAGUAUUAAAACUACUGCCGUAGUAGACGAUUAUCCUGAAGAACCAAUUGAAGAUUAUGUCGUCAAUUUAGUUGUUAAUGAACAACCUGAUGGUGGUAUUACACCAUCAACCAGCAUAAUUGAUGCUGCUAUAACAGAUAUACAGGAUAGUAUGACACCAUCAAAAACAUCAGCAAUUGUUGACAAGAUCAAUGAAUAUGUAACAACAGCGGUUGAAGAAUUGAGCAGUGAUACUACUCCCGUCGCUAUUACUGGUGGUAAACGAUGGUGGGGUUGGUCCACGCAAAAAUUAUUAUUGGUUGGUUUAAUUGCACUCUGCGUUCUUGCAAUUCUUAUUGUCAUUUUGUGUGUAGUUUUCGGUAAGAAAUUUAAGAAAACCAAGAAAACACCAGCAACAGCUGGUACAACAGGCACAACGAAAGCAGUAGUAACCAAAGGCAUAUCACCAGACCCGAAAUAUCAACCAGUGCCAAAUGUUUGA
Rotaria sp. Silwood1 is the source of this 735-nucleotide messenger RNA. Lineage: Eukaryota; Metazoa; Rotifera; Eurotatoria; Philodinida; Philodinidae. The record is from the annotation of a GenBank genome assembly.